AGCAGUUGGAGCUGGUGCACAGGAAGGAUGAGGAAGACCAGGCUCUGGGGGCUGCUGUGGAUGUUCUUUGUCUCAGAACUCCUAGCUGCAACUAAAUUAACUGAGGAAAAGUAUGAACUGAAAGAGGGGCAGACCCUGGAUGUGAAAUGUGACUACAUGCUAGAGAAGUUUGCCAGCAGCCGGAAAGCUUGGCAGAUAAUAAGGGACGGAGAGAUGCCCCAGACCCUGGCAUGCACAGAGAGGCCUUCCCAUCCAGUCCAAGUGGGGAGGAUCAUACUAGAAGACUACCAUGAUCAUGGUUUACUGCACGUCCGAAUGACCAACCUUCAAGUGGAAGACUCUGGACUGUAUCAGUGUGUGAUCUACCAGCCUCCCAAGGAACCUCACGUGCUGUUCGAUCGCAUCCGCUUGGUGGUGACCAAGGGUUCUUCAGGUACCCCUGGCUCCAGUGAGAAUUCUACCCCGAAUGUGUAUAAGACUCCUCCGACCACCACUAAGGCCUUGCGCCCACUCUAUACCAGCCCCACAACUGUGACCCAAGCUCCACCCAAGUCAACUGCCGAUGUCUCCACUCCUGACUCUGAAAUCAACCUUACAAAUGUGACAGAUAUCAUCAGUCCAGGGGGAAGAUCUAUUCUGCUACAUGCUGUAAACUGUAGAAAAGGCUACUCCGUUAUCAUGUUGCUGUCCAGGGUUCCUGUGUUCAACAUUGCCAUUCUCGUGGCUGGUGGAUUCCUGAGUAAGAGCCUGGUCUUCUCUGUCCUGUUUGCUGUCACGCUGAGGUCAUUUGUACCCUAGGCCCACGAACCCAUGAGAAUGUCCUCUGACUUCCGGCCACAUCCAUCUGGCAGUUGUGCCAAGGGAGGAGGGAGGAGGUAAAAGGCAGGGAGUUAAUAACAUGAAUUAAAUCUGUAAUCACA
Pongo pygmaeus (Bornean orangutan) is the source of this 920-nucleotide messenger RNA. RefSeq names its product triggering receptor expressed on myeloid cells 1 (gene TREM1). The coding region runs from base 28 to 798 and encodes 256 amino acids. The transcript is spliced from 5 exons. Lineage: Eukaryota; Metazoa; Chordata; Mammalia; Primates; Hominidae. Gene Ontology annotation, biological process: neutrophil-mediated killing of gram-negative bacterium; neutrophil chemotaxis; cytokine production involved in immune response. The record is from RefSeq and is a predicted model, not a curated record.